Messenger RNA from Bufo bufo (common toad), 4424 nucleotides. Its product is annotated as oocyte zinc finger protein XlCOF7.1-like. The transcript is spliced from 7 exons. Bases 176 to 1516 code for a protein of 446 amino acids. The record is from RefSeq and is a predicted model, not a curated record. Gene Ontology annotation, molecular function: DNA-binding transcription repressor activity, RNA polymerase II-specific. Gene Ontology annotation, biological process: negative regulation of transcription by RNA polymerase II. NCBI's taxonomy places the organism in Eukaryota, Metazoa, Chordata, Amphibia, Anura, Bufonidae. Gene Ontology annotation, cellular component: nucleus.
UGCAAUAGAGAGACGUCUACAAUUGGUCUGUGCAGGCGACUGAUCACGUGGCCAUGACGUCAUGAAAGGUCCUUAAAUGUGAGAUCCUUCUGGUACAGUUCCUGCACUAUACAAUCCUGGUGGUUCAUGUAUUCUUUACAACAAAGUUAACUGUUGCCCCACUGACCGCUCAAGAAUGGAUAAGGACAACUGCAAGAUGGCUGACAGGAUAUUAAAUCUCACCCUGGAGAUCAUCUACUUGCUAACUGGGAAGGAGUAUGCAGAGGUGCAGACAUCUAGUGAUUUUGUGACCCCUAACAGAUAUGCCCAUGUGUCAGGAGGAUGGGGAAAAGGCCAGAGUUCCCUUUUAAAGCCUCCAACUAAUGUGCUGAUAUAUGGCAAAAAUAGUGCCCAGAAGAUUGUAAAACUCACAAACAAGAUCAUAGAGCUGCUGACGGGAGAGGUUUCUAUAAGGUAUCAGGACGUUGCUGUGUAUUUCACCAUGGAGGAGUGGGAGUACUUAGAAGAGCACAAGGACCUGUACAAAGACAUCAUGAUGGAGACUCAACAGACCCUCAUGUCACUAGAUACAUCCAGUAAGCAAAGUAAACCCAAGAGAUCUCCCAGUCGUCUUUAUUUCCAGGAUUGUCCAGUGGAAAAGCAGUUUCAUCAGGUUGAAGAUCUGUCCGAUAUUAAAGUUAUUGUAAAGGAAGAAGAGGAUACAUUUGUUUGGAGUGAGCAGCAGUGUAAGGAGGAGAACAUCCCUACAGAUAUCAGUCCAGCAGAUAAUUACAACAGUCUGCAAGUCUCAGAUGGACAUCUUCUUACAUACCAGGAUUCUGAAGCAAUGCCUAAUGAUACUAUUCGAGAUAAUUUUGGAGAACGCUCCAUUAUAUUUCCCUCAGUCCCUCCUGUUGCUUAUUUACAGACUGUAAAGCAAAUUCCAGGCCACAGAGGGGAUCAAGCAUUUGAACGAUAUGGGGGAAACUUCAAAAAUAGAUCUAAUUCUAAUCUGCAGAAAAAAGAUGUGAGACCGUUUUCAUGUUCUGAAUGUGGGAAAUGCGUCACCAGGAAGUUAGAUCUUGUAAAACAUCUGAGAAUUCACACAGGGGAGAGGCCAUUUUCAUGUUUAGAGUGCAAUAAAAGUUUUACCCAGAAAUCCCAUCUACUUCAGCAUCACAAAAUUCACACAGGGGAGAAGCCAUUUUCUUGUCUUCAAUGUGGGAAAUGUUUUAUCCAGAAAUCAAAUCUUGUUAAACAUCAGAGUGUUCAUACAAAGGAGAAACCAUUUCUAUGUUCAGAAUGUGGGAAAUAUUUUACAAGCAAAUCAAAUCUUGUAAAACAUCUGAGAAUUCACACAGGGGAGAAACCAUAUUCCUGUUCAGAAUGUGGGAAAAGUUAUACCAAGAAAUCAAAUCUUGUUGAUCAUCAGAAACGUCACAGAGUGCAGAACCCAUUCGAUGCUCAGACUGUAGGCAAUGUUUUGCCCCAUGUGUGGGGCUCCAAUGUGACAGCUGCUUUAGGAUCUGAUACCUGAAAAUGUAGGCUUAGAAAUGUCUCUGAAGCAUCAGUCACCCUGAAACUUUACACCAUGUGUAGUUAGUCUGUUGCAGAUGCAAAUGUGGUUAGAGAUGAACUCCUCAUUCAAAUAGGUAUAAAUGCUAAUUUAUUAUCCAUUCAAAUAUGUGACAUUUCAUCCACUUACACUGCAACUUUCUCAAAUACAGUUUGCUGUCUGGAUGCAGAUAGAAGAGGAUUAUAGUCUUGUUAGUAGGAAUGUGAGCGGUGUCGCUGAGGUUAAGCAUGAUCCAUGACCACCAGUGACGUUGUGCUAGUAAACCAGUUGUGUAUAGACAGAAAAUCCAUUUUGUACAGGAAUUCCUAGACAUGCAGUCCUUGCUGCAGGUAUUGUAAAGACUGGACAGUCUUAAUAAUCUUAUUAGUCUUCUGGAGCACCAAGAGGUGGUCAAAUUAGAGGGGUCUGAUUUUUAUUUUUUUUAACAGCACCUUCUAUGAACCUGUAAAAUAGGUAACCCUCAUUCCCCUUUACAAUACUGUGUUUUCCCCUUGUAUUUGUUUUUCCCCUGUUUCUGUGCCCUUAUAUGUCCUGCAUGCCUGUAUUACAGUCUCUGCCCCUUUGAAUGAUGGCUACCAGGAGGAAUUGCAUCCUAAUGGCCAGCUUGCAGAAAGUGGAGUCCAGCAUGUACAUGAGGAGGGAUCCAUGCUGACAGUGGAGGCAGAGAGAUGGUGCAGAGCAUUGUACUGUAUUAUUACUGUGUAGCGAGGGACCAUGGUAAGGCUUGAAGGGGCUGGCUGUAUUACUAAAAUACUGGUGGCUGGCUGUAGCGUGUCAGUGUACCUGCGGCAACUCUUAUUCCUGCAGAAUGUCUUAGGUGUAGUGAGAGGUCUUUGCACAAGGCCCAGCGGAUUACAAACAGUGGGGCAGAUUGCCACUGAGUGAGUGACACACAGAAAGGAAGCCUUUCUUGCACCAGCCUGAGAAGUUGACGUGUGCUGAGAAGGUUGAGUCUAGGUUAGUAAAGUUCUGUCUGCCCUUGUCUCUUUUCCAGCUGGGUCAGUCAAGCUACACAGUUGUAAGACAAGUCUAGUGGUGGUAGUGACUGUACAAAAUUGAGAGCCAUUGCCUUUACAGUGUGGGCUGUGAGAGACUGGUUGACCUGAGGGUCUGAAGGGCCUGAUCCUCCAAGUUAACAGAGUGGAAGAAAUGGAGGGACAAAGUAUUCUAGCACUCUGUAUUGGGCUAUUGUUGGAAAUUCCAUUGAGAGGUUCCUUAGAGAUGGUACUCUUUUUCAUAUGAACUAGAACUGAACUAGAGAUGUGUUUGCCACCCUGCUUAGGGCGAUACUCCAGUGUCUGUAAAUGUCGAUGUGAGGUGCUGGGUGUACACUUGCAGCCUACAGUAGCCGGGUUAUCAUCAAAGGUAGUGGCUGUGAGAACCAACAUAGGCUAGUGCGGCCCCAUGGGUAGUGGUUAGGCAUGGCAACCUUGGUUUUAAGACUGUUUAAAAAAAGUAGUGCCACUGUUCAGCACAACUAUUUUGUCCUUUGCAGAGGUCUUUGUCAUUCAGCAGAUCCCCUGAAGGCUUGUUCCAGUGAGGUACAGAAGUUCCCUUUCUGAUGAUGAGCAUAGUACAGAAUAAUAUAAUCAUAAACUAAAUAUAUCUGUUAUGAGGAACAGCCAAGAUUUAUUUUAAGUUAAUGGAAAAAAAAAUUCCUGUAAAACUACUGAACGACUUUUCAGACUUCCAUUUGGAACCAAUACGUUUAUAUGGAAGCCACAUAAUUCGCCAUUAUUCCGAUUUCUAAUUUAAUCUCAUGAUCUUGUAUAUAUAUUGGCCAUUCUGUUGUGGGAGAGAGCAUAUCUGCCUACAUUAGGUUAAGGGCUCAUGCACACGAGUGUAUUUUUUUUUCUUAUCCAUUCAGUUUUUUUGUUAUUUUUUGCUGCGAAACCAUUCACUUCAACGGGUCUGCAAAAAAACUGAAAUUACUGUGUGCAUUCCUUAUGUCUGCAAAAACAAUAGAGCAUGUUCUAUUAUUCUCCAUAUUGUGGACAAGGAUAGGCAUUGUUACAACGGAUCCGCAAAAAAACUGAUGCAAUAUGGAUGUUGCACGGACCUCAUCCGUACUUUUUGAGGAUCGGAAUAUAUAUAUAUACGAUCGUGUGCAUGAGCCCUAACUUGCUGUGAGCAGCUGAUCUAGAAACAAAGGAAUGCUUGAAUGUGCGCAGAACUAUAGCUAAGGUAAACAGAGGUAUAAUUUCAGUAAUGGAGUAGUUAUGGUCCUAGUAUAACCCAGAAAUGGGAAAAAAAAUCCUCUCAUUUUCCCCUGUAUUAGAAUUUAGUCUCAAUUUGGAAAAAAAAGAAUGACAAUUAUAGAUGGUAAUCCGGACCACAGUGUUACUUACCCUUUAAAAAAUUACAGACUGCAAUCCUUUGUUUUUGCAUUGGAUCUGAUCUAAUAAAGCACGUUAUGUUUUCUUUUUCUGUGUCCAUUUAUACUCCUUUCUACCAGAACUUACAGCAGCCAUAUUUGCCUUUUGUUAUCCUAUGGCUUUGAAGUGUCAUCUCUGCAAAUUCUUCUGCAUAAAUAAUGAUGUGCUGCAGCUUUUCUAAAGCAGAAUGUCUCCAUAUAUUUCAAUGGGGAAUGUAAUCCGCCCAGAAAUCCACAUCAGAUAACAUCAAGAUUCACAAAGAUAUCUGCGUCCUAAUCCACAGUAUUGUAAAAAUCACAACUGCAUAUUUUCUGUCUGAUUUUUACGCCUUGUGUGAAGGAACCGUCAAGCUCUGUAAAUAUUACUCCAGUAUUGUGUUUCAGAUACUUAUGAUUGCUACUACAAUGUAGUUUGUGGAAUACCAAACUGAGAAAGUUUGCAUUGGAAAAGAUUUUGCUCAAGAAUUACAAACUUUAAUAGGCGCUGGUUUCAAU